Messenger RNA from Colossoma macropomum (tambaqui), 972 nucleotides. Its product is annotated as tumor-associated calcium signal transducer 2-like. The transcript has 8 exons. The record is from RefSeq and is a predicted model, not a curated record. Gene Ontology annotation, cellular component: membrane. NCBI's taxonomy places the organism in Eukaryota, Metazoa, Chordata, Actinopteri, Characiformes, Serrasalmidae. The coding region runs from base 67 to 918 and encodes 283 amino acids.
UUUUCACUUUGAAAUACCUGGAGCCUUUUACUGCGAUGACCAGAAAGCUGCCCUCACCUCACUGACAUGACUUCACUUGGAGUCCUGCUGCUUUUUUUGCUCUCCUUUGUUCGAUCACUUCAUGCUUGCUCAUGUGCAUCUCUAAACUGGGCCACUUGUGACGAAUCUUCAUGUGAAUGUUAUAUCAACGUUGGUGAACGGCAAAGACAAAUUCUGAAUUGCUCUACGAGUACAUUGAUUCCAAAAUGCUUUCUGAUGAAGGCAGCGAUGUACCGCCUUAAACAUCCUUCAUCCUCACAGAAUAAGCCCACAGAAACAGCGCUGGCCGAUGAGCUUUAUGAUCCGGAGUGUGAGCCCAGUGGGCUUUUCAAGGCUAAGCAGUGCAAUAACACAGAUGUCUGCUGGUGUGUUGACAGUGCUGGAGUGCGCCGCUCUGACAAGGGCGACAGAAACCUGAAGUGUGAGGAGCUGGUGGAGACAAAUGCUAUUGCCAGUGUCAUUCAGGAACAGUACAAAACAGACCAACAACUGGAUAGCAAAAUUAAGGUCAAGUAUAAUGUUGAUGCCCGCCUCAUCAUUCUGGAUGUGAAAGAUGACGCUGGUGAUUGGGAUCAGGAUCUGUCUGAAUUGGCCUACUACAUGGAGGAAGACGUUAAGGUUCAGCCACUCCUUGAUGACCAAAUGAAGUUGGAACCAACAGUCGUAGACCAACAGAUGGAGAUGGAGAAUGUUCUGGUGUACUAUAAGGGAGAGAAGGCACCCACCGGUGACAUGCGGAGGCUCACUGUUGGCAUUCUCACUGUCACUGUUGUGAUCAUCCUGACAAUUCUUGUUGGGCUUCUCAUUCUGUUCCUGAUCAGAAGACAGAAGCAAGGCAAAUAUGAAAAGGCUCAGACAAGUGAAAUAGAGGAAAUUUAGACUUUUAGUUGAACUUCAGCUCUGUGAAAUAUGGAGAAAGCUGGAUGGAAUAUG